AUGCUUCAAUGCCAUCAAAUUUUCUCUGCUGGUGAAAAUAAAGCUGGUCCCAAAGAUGGAAAUUAUGGUGGUUAUGAAUUGACAUUAGGAAAACCAAGCACAUCUUCCACUUCUAAUAAAAAUAUAGAGUACAACACAUUAGAAAUACAUAAUGUUGCUAUACAGAACAUCAGAUAUGGUGUUGGCCUGCAUGCCACAACUGCCAUCAUCGCUGUUGGCUUUAUUGAUGACUUGAUCACUGAAGAAGACAAGGGACUUGUAGUUGAUCACAAUAAAGUCAAGAGGGCCAAAGAAAAUGUUACAAAAUCCCUGGACCAGGAAUUUGAUUACCUUUGUCAGAAGGGUGAAACUGACCGCAUCUUCUCUGAUGGCCAUAAAGAUCCAACUGAAGUUAUGCUGAAAUCAACAGUUCCCCAGCAUAAUCACAGAACAUUCUUCUCUGUGCAGUGA
Podarcis lilfordi (Lilford's wall lizard) is the source of this 450-nucleotide messenger RNA. NCBI's taxonomy places the organism in Eukaryota, Metazoa, Chordata, Lepidosauria, Squamata, Lacertidae. The record is from the annotation of a GenBank genome assembly.